AUGGCAACUUCAAUUGAUCAAACUAGCUCCAAGUCAUUGCAUCUUAAUCACGUAAUCACACUCGUUUUCUUAGCUUUCCUUCUGCUCAUUAACCCUACAAGUCUCAUGACUCAUCCCAUCCAUGAAUCCUCAUCUAAGAACACUAUGGCUUCUUCCAAGAGGUUCCUUCUAGAACCUUCCAGUCCAUCUUCAUCGACUAUGAAUUUGCAUCCAACAGCUCAACUGCGACGUAGUCACACCGCUUCUUCUUCUGCGUGGAAGAGCAGGAGGACAAAAUUCGGAGCUCAAGCUCAUGCGGUUCCAAGUGGUCCAAACCCUAUCUCCAACUAG
Messenger RNA from Eutrema salsugineum, 330 nucleotides. RefSeq names its product CLAVATA3/ESR (CLE)-related protein 44. Bases 1 to 330 code for a protein of 109 amino acids. The record is from RefSeq and is a predicted model, not a curated record. The transcript has a single exon. Gene Ontology annotation, cellular component: apoplast. Gene Ontology annotation, molecular function: receptor serine/threonine kinase binding. Lineage: Eukaryota; Viridiplantae; Streptophyta; Magnoliopsida; Brassicales; Brassicaceae. Gene Ontology annotation, biological process: xylem development.